Messenger RNA from Diabrotica virgifera virgifera (western corn rootworm), 9321 nucleotides. RefSeq names its product hornerin. The transcript is spliced from 3 exons. Bases 223 to 1797 code for a protein of 524 amino acids. Lineage: Eukaryota; Metazoa; Arthropoda; Insecta; Coleoptera; Chrysomelidae. The record is from RefSeq and is a predicted model, not a curated record.
UCAUGAAUGUGGAUAAGAAGUUGUAUCUAACUUUAAAUUAACUUUUAUUUGGCAACACGGUUUAAUUGUCUAGUGUCACUGUCUGUCACUCAAAAUACGUGUCACGAUAACUUGAUAACUGAAGAGGUUAUGCCUAUGGGUUUUACCUGCAAGAAAUUAUUUGAACCUGCUCUUGCAUAGAUAAAAUAUAAUAAUUGCUGACAUUGUAAAAAAACCUUCAAAAUGGGGGACCCGCCUCAAUAUUACGAAAAAUCAGACAAUUAUUACAGAGGUAGAUCGUUUCACCGGCCGCCCCAUCGCGGGAGAGGCAGAGGUCGAGGAGACAGCAGGGCUUCAGCUCCUUCAACUUAUCAGGUACAAAGAACUCUUGAUGAAUUAAAUGUGACCGAUCUAAGACAACACAUUGACAGGAUACAUGAACAGUCAAGAAGUGGUCCUCCACCAGACCCCACCUAUAAUUAUUCAAAAAAUUCGCCAAGGGAUAAUGAGGGCUAUAAUCCUAAGGCCAGUACCAGUCUACAACGUUCGAAUAGUGGUAGAGGUAGAGGAAGACAAAAAAACCCAGACUUGUUCAUUCAAAAUCCCAUGAAUAUUCAAGUUCGUGUUAGUACCUCCACUGGAGAAAGAAAUUAUUCUGCACUUGAAGAUUCUAAAUUGGCGGACAUCAGACAUGUACCAGACUAUCAACUGCCACGUGGCAGAGGCAGUUUUACAAGAGGAAGGACCAUAAGAUCAAGGGGAAGGGGAAGGAAUAUAGGGGAGCCAGCUGACGAAGAGCAAAGGAUUAGGGCUAAAAGUGUGGAACGGAGAAGACAUGACCAAAGAGGUAGUCAAGUUAGGAGUAGAAGUGUUGAAUAUAGGCAUCAUGAUGGCGAUGGUGAGAGAUCCGAAGGACACUUUAGAGGUAGAGGCAGGGGUUCUACCUCCAAUUAUUCUGAAUAUAACAGAAGUAGAUAUCCAUCUGGUGAAGGACAAGGUUCUGCCUCCAAUUAUUCUGAAUAUAACAGAAGUAGAUAUCCAUCUGGUGAAGGACAAGGUUCUGCCUCCAAUUAUUCUGAAUAUAACAGAAGUAGAUAUCCAUCUGGUGAAGGACAAGGUUCUGUCUCCAAUUAUUCUGAAUAUAACAGAAGUAGAUAUCCAUCUGAUGGCCAGAGAGGGAGAGGAAGAUUUUCAGAUGGAGAAUAUAGAAGCAGGGGUAGAGGUAGAGGAAGAGGAGGUGGUCCUAGGAGAGGAAGAGGUACGAGAGGAGAUCAACAAAAAUGUGAGAAUAAUACGGAGUUUCAAUCAACAAAUUGCGAGCAAACUGCUGAUGAAAAUUGGGAAGAUGCGGAAACACCUUCGAAUAAAAUUGAUGUUCCAGAUUGUACAAGCAGCCAAAACCCCGAACUUAACUUUACAGAGGGAGAUGAGGAAGUACCUUCGGAUAAAACUGAUAUAGCAGAUUGUACCAGUAGCCAAAACCCUGAAACUAACUAUACAGAGGAAGAUGCUAGCUUUGAUGAGCAGGAUGGUCAAUAUGAUCAACCUAAUGGAUCAUAUGAUGAUCCUGAUAUAUUGGACUUGAAAGCUUCUCUCCCUGGAGGACUUAAAUUAGAAGAAAGCGCAGAUACAACAGAAGCAACUGAAGUAAAUGAGCAAACAAAGAAGCAUUUGGAUGAAAUCGUUAAGGAAAAUAUAGUGGUUGAAUCGGGAGAAAAUAAGAAACGAACCGUCAGAUUCAAUUUAGAAGAAAACGAAAGUGAAUUGAAAGAAAACACAGGCGAAAGCAAUCAUGAUUUUGAUGAUAAGAAAUCCUGAUGGAAGCGGAAAAAACCUAGAUAGGCAUACUCAAAUUAUUUUGUGAGUAAAGUAUAUUAUUCUUCUGCUAAAGGCAGAGACAAUAAAACUUAAAGGUUAGUAUAGAAUCAUUCAGAAAAUUGCAUAACUUAGAUCAAAGGUAAUACUAAUGCCCGAUCAAAGAACAAUCUGACCCAAAAAAAAAUAAAGGAAGGAUGAAAAUUUGGGAAUAGGUAGGUAGUUGAAAUAGUCUAUUAUUAUAUAAGAAAAAGUUUACAAUUCUACAUCCCCUCCAUUUUACAAAAAUGGAGGGAAAUACCCCCCUCUCGAAGAUGAAAAAAAUACAUUCAGAGUAAGACCGGAAUUGGAUAAAAUGACUAAAUCUAAACAACUUUUCUUCUAUAGAGUUUUUUCACUAAGUCAAUACUUUAUUUGCGAGUGAAUAUGUUCGUGUUUAACAAAAUAAAACAUGUUUUUGGACGGUUUUUCGGAGAUAACUCAAAAAGUAAGUAUUUCAGCGAAAAAAAUAUUCUUAGCAAAAAUAUAGCCCAUCAAAAAUUGAAAAAAAUGGUGUAUACAGACAUGAGGUCUGUAGACCCAGUAGAAGCAGAGUUGCAGCUAAUGAAAAGUAGGUUUUUCUUCGUAAAAUUCCAAAUCGAAUAUUUCAAUUUGAAAUAACCCAAAAACGGAUCACUUUUAGGGGAAAAUUCAUUUUAACUUUUUUAAAGCGUUUAAAAAAAGGUUUAUUUUUGUUAAAAAAACAAACUUGUAAUAUUAAAAGUAAGUGAAUUACGCUCCAAAUAUUGUUGGUCCCUUUUAUUAUUUGGUAAAAAAAUCGCGAAAAUCACCCCCUAAUUAGCAUCACAUAUACGUUUUAACAUUACCACUUCACAAGUUACUUUGUCUAUUUAUUAUUUAUAUGAUCUGUAAGUUUCAUCGGUUCAAAGUGCUUCGUUUUGAAAAAGCUGUAGUUAAAAUGGCUUGAACGAGUAACUAAUCACGAGUUUAGGCAAAUUUUGAACAGCCAUAGCAUAACCAAUUUUUGUCGAAGAAGAAAACAAAAAAUCAAAAAUAUUCAGAAAAGCAAAACGUACAUUUUAUUACUCUUUGAGAUUUUUGGUAUUUAAACAAUUACGAUUUUUUUCAAAAUUAAAAAAAAUGUCAUAUUUUAAACCCAAUUUUUUUUUAAACUGAGCACUUUGAACCAAUGAAACUUAUAGAUAAUAUAUAAACAAUACAUAAGAAAGGUAACUUGUAAAGCGGUAACGAUUAAUUUUAUUUGAGAAGCUAAUUAAGAGGUGAUUUUCGCCAUUUUUUUAUCAAAAAAUAAAAGGGACCAACAAUAUUUUGAGCGUAACUCACUUACUUUUAAUGUUAAAAGUUAAAAAAACUAAACCUUUUUUUAAACACUUUAAAAAAGUUGUAAUGAAUUUUCCCCAAAAAGUGCUCCUUUUUUUGGUUAUUUCACAUUGAAAUAUUAGAUUUACAAUUUGACGAAGAAGAACCUACAUUUCAUUAGCUGCAACUCUGCUUCUACUGGGUUUGCAGACCUCACGCAUACACCAUUUUUUUCAAUUUUUUAUAAGCUAUAUUUUUAGUAAGAAUAUUUUUUUCGCUAAAAUAAUUACUUUUUGAGUAUCUCCGAAAAACCGUCCAAAAACAUUUUUUUGGUUAAAAAUAAACACAUUCACCCGCAAAUAACUCAAAAAGUAUUGACUUAGUAAAAAACUCUAUAGAACAAAAGUUACUUAGAAUUAGUCAUUUUAUCCAAUUCCGGACUUAUUUUGAACGUAUAUUUUUUCACCCCCGAGAAAAAAAAAUUUCACACCGUAUUUUCCAAUUUUUGUAAAAUGGAGGGAAUGUAGAAUUGUAAACUUUUUCUUAUAUAAUAAUAGACAAUUUCAACUACCUAUUGCCAAAUUUUCAUCUUUCCUUUAUUUUUUUGGAUGUUUUUGUAAAAUUUUGUGUUCCCUGAUCGGGCUAUAAUAUUUGUCAAUCAUUGUAAAUCAUAUCAUAGCAUACUUCAAAGACCAAUGCAAUAAUAGAAAAUAAUUAUAUGUAAACAGUAGAUCCCUUUUGAAUAACAUAUUGUUUUUACUACAGUUCAGAUAAAAUAUGCUUCAUUGUAGAUCAAGACUGUUCAUUCAGAUUCGACACCAUUUACUGAAUCAAUAUUAGAUACAGAUUCUUCAGUAUAAAUUUUCCUUUCUAACGUUUCUAACAGCAAUUUGUCUUUCGGCUUCAUCUUUGGCUUUUACAACUCUUCGUGAGUCUUUGCCGCGUUUAUUAUUGUCUUCUAUUGGUUCGGUUCCGAUCCUGUGCUACUAUUUCCCAUGAUGGUCUCACUUCCAUCUUCUCCAGGUCUUCUCUGACUGCAUCAGGCUGAACACAACGAAGGGACGUCGAGGAAACGUCAGCUUUGGUUGAAUAUAUACACUUGUUUGAACAUUACGUCAUAUAGACGUCUUUUGUAGGUGAUUUUAAAUACGUAAGAUUAAUGACGUUAAAAUACGUUUAAAAACACGAUUUCAUUUCAGACAGCCAGGUCUGACGUCACAAAAUUGGGAGGAGCUUAAAAAACUUGUUUGUAUUGACUCCAAACAAUUUCGUUUAUAUAACGUUGUUCAUAAGAAAUUUUUCAUUUAUUCGAGAGUUAUCAAGUAACUCUAUGAGAAUACGGUAACGUUAUAAAUAACAUGUAAAGUAUACAGUAAAAUAGCGUUACCGUAUUCUCCUAGGGUUACUUGAUAACUCUCUAUUGUUUACGUGGUUUGUGUCUUGUGUGAUAAAAUAAGACUUUUCAUUUAGAUAUUUAGUUGAAGAAACGUGUUAAUUAAGAGAUUUUUAUUCGUUUUUGCUCAGUGAGUUAGUUUAAUGCAGUAAUUCUUCUUGUCAACUAUUUGAGGUUAUGUUUAUUUGUUUUUGAUGUUUAUUUUCUGUUAGUGAACUAAUUAUGUGUUAUCGACUUUAAUUAAAUUAAUUUUUAGCCUACAUUUUCACGUUACCUAUUUUUUAUACUAUUUUGAAACAUCUGAAAGAGGUCACUUUUUGAAAGUAAUAAAGACUUGAUUUUACCGACGGCGACGUGUAAAAGUCGUCAUCAUUUUGACGUUUGAAAAUCGUCACAAUCUCGACGUGAAAAAAACGUAAGUACAAUGACGUUUUAAAAUCGUCACAAUUAGGACGUCAAAUCGAUGAGACAAAUACACGUGAUUUUCAACGUCAUAGAAACACGUCAAUUGGUCAUUUUUAUGACGUGUUAUCUACGUUAUAAAAACGUCGUUUGGUUGCUUGAUAUUUCCACCUUUUUCUAGGCCGUCCUAACGGUCUUCUACCAUCUGGUCUUUUGCAAAACACAUUGCUAAUCAGUCUGUCAUCAUCACUCCGCACCACGUGGCCUGCCUAUCUUAGUCUAUUGGCUUUUAUGUAUCUCACGAUGUUUCCCUGCCCGAAAAGAGUAUCUAAUUCAUUGUUUUGUUGUUCCAUUUUAUUUUUUAUAUCGUUCUGUUGUUCUUCUAAUUUGUCUAUUCUACUAGUUAUAUGACCUACCUCUAUUUAACUUAAAAUUUUCAUUCAUUUGAUAAACUAUUUCUGAUUUCUACCUCUAUUUUUCAACGCCUCUUCUCUUUCUCUUACUGUCGACGCUUCUCCUUCAUAUCUUUCUCUCUUCUUGCUAUUAUCUUUUGAUCGCAUAUAUUUUGUGAUAGAUACACUCAAACCAAAAACAGUAUGUUAUUUUUUACGAUUUGUGACUGUUUAGAAUAAACUUAGAAAACGGUAAAGACUAUUAAUUUAUUAUAUUUUUAUUAUUUAUACGACCUAUUUUGAGACAGCUUGACUGAAGUUUUAGUACUACUCAAAGAUAUUAGUAAAAUUUUAGAUAUACAUUUUAUAUAUUAUUUAUGUGGAAUAUUAUAUGCGUUUAUUAAUUUUUUAUUUCGAAAGUACACAGGUAUUGUACUUAUAUUCAUAUUAUGCAUUUUUAUUUUUAUGAUUUAAGUGUCUCAAAUAGUUAGCUCAACGGGUAGUUCUGUCUUAAUUUUGAAAAGAAAAUGACAACCACUACAUGUUUUUGAAUAACUCAACAUUUCUUUCUAUAAAUUUUAUUUUAUAAGGAAUAAAAUAAACAUUUUGGGACGUAGGUAAAAAUGACUAAAAUAAUUGUGAUAUUUUCAUGAAAGAUUUAAUUUCGAAAAAUGUUUGUAGGCUUUGUUCUGAAACAUAAACUUUGAAUAUACCAUUCUGCUAUAAAUAUUGAUACAAGGCAUUUAACUAAAAAAAUUUAAACUAUUGGUUUGAUUUGAAAAAGUUUUACACACUUUAUUACUGAGUUUGAGUUAACUACAAUCUACAAAAAAAUUAUUCAAAAUGACCACCAUUUGUUAGAAUACAGCACCGAAGUCUCCUAUCGGCCAUUCAUUGAUCGAUGUAUGGAUGACAUCCUUAGGAAAAUUGUCCACAGCUUCUACCAGCGCCUGCUUCACUCCACAUUAUACGUGACGUAUUGUACCGGGUGUCCCAAUAAGAAUGACUCUCGGCCAUAUCUCAGGAACCGUUUAUAGUACAGCUUUGGGAAAAAAAUUUUAUAACAAAAGUUGCCUCGAGAAAAGCCUGGAAAUUAUUUUCAUAUUUGUAAGUCCACCGCUAGGGGGCGUAAUUGAAUAUCAAAAAUUUAAAAAUCAAAAUUUUACAAAAUUUACAUAAUGAAAGGGCACUGAAAAUCCGAUCAUCGUAUUCUUCGCAAAAUUCUGCGAAUAUUUGAUUUCACAAGUGUAACUCUACCUUUGCAAAUAAGAGGUGGGGGUGAGUGGGAACCUUGUUAUGAAAAAUGGCUGUAAGUCCGGUUCUGCUUAUUCGAUUUUUGCAAACUUGGUCUCGUUGAAAACAGAUCUUUUUCGUUAAUGUAAGAGUUAUAAUUACGAAACAGCCUAGUAAGUAAUAUGCCAGCUAGGGGGCGCUAUUUUUAUGUUUUUCAGAAAUCUAGUUUUCUUUGGAAAAUAUUAAAUACAAGUAUGCACUUUUAACCCUGUAUUACAAAAUUAGACCAAAUUAUCAACAGAAUAUCGAAAACAGCAAGUCGAUACCUUUUUUUAUAUCUCGAGAUAUCUUAAGAAACGUAUAAAUUGUAAACAAACUGAUAAUGUCACCGGUAAACGAAGUUAAGGAAAUCAAAGUGAAAAUAGGUAGUGUGCUAUGGAAACAAAUUAGAGCGGGAUACUUGCGGAGUGCCGACAGAAGUGAAUAUUUUUCAUAGAUUCAGUUAUAUUCGGUUCGAUUCAAUUCGAUUCCAUUUAAUUGGAUUUAAUUUCAUUUAUUAUAAUUAUGCUUAUAAUUUAAUAUAUUUAAAAUAUACCCAAUUUAAUACAUAAUAUAUAUGGUUUGUCAAACGUAGGAAAGAGUUUGAAAAUCUUACAAUCGCCGACAUUUUUAAACUUUUUGCUACGUUUGACAAACUGUACUAGUGAUUUUACCCAUUAAUUUUAGAAUUAAAAAACUUUCAAAAGAAGUUUUACUUCAAAUUUGAUAGUGAAUUUAAUUAUUAAUAUAUAAAAUGAAUAGGAUGUUUAAAAAUACAAUUUGAGGAUAAGUAGGUUGAAAGGAAUAAUGUAAUCAACAAAUUUAAAAAAGUCACUUUUGUAUAACGGCCUCCACUUUAAUGAGAGUAUCUAAAAAUAAAUGAACUCUUCCAUGCAUUAUUUACGAUUAAAAUUUACACGAAGUAUUUACUAUACUUCAUCAGUAAUUAAAUUUUUAAAUUAAAAAAUAUCGGUUACAUUAUUAAGAAAAAUAAUAAUUUAAAGCUUUAUGUAUCUUUAUAUCUUAUUAAUCCUAACUUUAACGGGUAAAAUCACUAGUAUAUAAUAUUAUGUAUUAAACUAGGUAUAUAUCAUAUAUUUAUAUUAAAUUAUAGAUAUAAUAUAUAUUAAAUAAAAUUAAAUCUAAUCGAAUGGAAUCUAAUUGAAUCAAACGAAUAUAAUCGAAUCUAUAAUAAGUAUUAACUUUUGUCGGCAUUUCGCAAGUGUCACGCUUUAAUUUUUUUCCACAGCACACUACUUGUUUCCACUUUGAUUUCCGUAACUUCGUUUACAGGAGACAUCAUCAGUUAUGUUUAAAAAUUAACACGUUUCUUAAGUUAUCUCGAGAUAGAAAAAAGGUAUCGACAUGCGGUUUUCGAUAUUCUGUUGAUAAUUUGGUCUAAUUUUGUAAUACAGGGCUAAAAGUGCAUACUUGUAUUUAAUAUUUUCCAAAGAAAACUAGAUUUCUGAAAAACAUAAAAUAGCGCCCCCUAGCUGGCAUAUUACUUAUUAGGCUGUUUCGUAAUUAUAACUCUUACAAUAACGAAAAAGAUCUGUUUUGAACGAGACCAAGUUUUCAAAAAUCGAUUAAGCAGAACCGGACUCACAGCCAUUUUUCAUAACAAGGUUCCCACUCACCCCCCACCUCUUAUUUGCAAAGGUAGAGUUACACUUGUGAAAUCAAAUAUUCGCAGAAUUUUGCGAAGAAUACGAUGAUUGGAUUUUCAGUGCCCUUUCAUUAUGUAAAUUUUGUAAAAUUUUGAUUUUUAAAUUUUUGACAUUCAAUUACGCCCUCUAGCGGUGGACUUACAAAUAUGAAAAUAAUUUCCAGGCUUUUCUCGAGGUAACUUUUGUUAUAAAAUUUUUUUUCCCAAAGCUGUACUAUAAACGGUUCCUGAGAUAUGGCCGAGAGCCAUUCUUAUUGGGAUACCCGGUACAUACUAUGCGCUCUAAAAUUGACUACAAUUAUUUGUAGUCGAGUGGAUUAAGGUCUGGGCUAGCUGACGGCCAAUGGUUACUAUAAUAAAUAAUUCAGGUCUAUGAUUUUAGUACUAGUGUACUAGUCUUUUACCUAUAGAUUCUUGGAAAUAUUUGAACUAAGCAUUAAAUCUGUUCCCUCAUUUUACCACGAAGUUGUCUGGUCAAAAAAUUAAGGUGGAAUUACCCAUAUACAAAUAAUGCAUUGUAUAACGGCUUUAAAUGCAUAGCUGUGAGAAUGGAAUUGUUUUUUUUUUUGUAAUUUUUCAUUCAACCAACAGCAAAGGCCAACUAUGGUAAAGGUUCACGGCAUAGGUUUUAACGAAAAGUAUGUCUGAAAAGCAAAUAAAUCUAAUAUCUCGCAGAUACGCCACUGCGUGAAUGCUGAGUGUUCUAUCUUUUCGCUGUUUGAAAGAGUCCGACAACUCGAAAAUACUGUAGUUGGCAUUUGCUGUAAGGUUUAGUGCCUUUUUGUUAAAUUUUUACUUGUUACAUUUCUGAACUUUUUGAAUUUUUUUGUUGCAUUUAAUUUUAUAAAAUAUUUGUUUAAAUGUAAGAACAAAAAAUGUAAUUUUUAUCACAAUUUGUUGUGGUUUUUAUUAACCAAUUUGAUGUGCGUAUAUGGCCUAAAGUAUUUUGUUAACCAAUGUUUAUGUAUGUUGUUAUUGAAAUGUUUAUAUUUUGUAUGUUUUUCGGCUUGAUAAUUUAUUUUAUUUUAAUGAUUUAUAUAUCCAGUGUCAACCUAUUACAUAAUAAAGAUGAUUUAAAUGUU